UCUAUACAGUGAUGCAUAGAAGUAAUAAAAAAAAUCCGCGCAGAAGUAUCUGAAAACUAAAAUCAACAUCAUUAGAGAUUAACCUAUUAAAGGUUUUUCUAUAAGACUAUAAUAUAAUGGAACGUGACACACGACAAUCAGAUAACGGUAAUAUACGACAAUCAGACGAACAAUAUGAUGAUGAUAACCUUACCGAUGUUAGCUUGGACGAAGAUGACGAAGAAUUGAUUGGAAGAGUAUUUUAUGGUGAUGAUAAUAAUAGUUAUGGUCUGGAGGAGGACUAUUCUGACUAUGAAGAGAAUGGAUCUGGACUGUCUUCAGAUGAAAUUGAUGGAUUAUCCGAUAUAGAAGAUGAGGAGCUUGUAAGAAAAUAUAAAAAAUUAAAGGCUGGAAUGUUGGAUACAGAUUUAAAUGAAGAAGAAAGAAAGCGCUUAUUGAUUGCCAACUUUACGGACGAUCAAAUGGAGAGAUUUGAAGCUUACAGAAGAAUGACAAUCAAUAAAGGAGGUGUAAAGAAGAUUAUCAAUAGUAUAAUUGGUCAUUCAGUACCACAUAAUAUCUCAGUUGUUUUAGCGGGUAUAUCAAAGCUGUUUUUAGGUGAUGUGAUAACAAAAGCAUUGGAGAUUCAAGAAAAAGAAUACAAGGCAAAGCUUAUUAUAGAUAUAGAAGAUAAAAAGAAUCAAAAACGAGAAAUCCUUAAGAGCUUAGAUAGGGGACAAGAAAUUGAAGUAGAUGAUAGACGACUACAAUAUGAGGGUGAUCAAAUCAAACCACUUCAACCACAUCAUAUCAGAGAAGCAUGGAGAUUAUAUAAAUUAGAAAACAGUGGAUCUAUAAGCCCUCAAUGGAGAAGACAAGGUGAUGCUGAUGGUAAGAUGUUUAGGUGAUUUCCAAUACAUAUAGUUUGUACUAAAUCGAUACUGAAAGUAUCAUGCCACUUCUGAAAUGUCACACCAUGAUCUCUGACUACAUUAUUUCAUAAUCUAUUACUCAUAUUUAGAAUACGACUAACGAAUAAAGACAUGCUUCUAAAGCGAAGUAUA
This is a messenger RNA of Scheffersomyces amazonensis, 1043 nucleotides long. RefSeq lists its product as uncharacterized. Gene Ontology annotation, cellular component: nucleus; transcription factor TFIID complex. The record is from RefSeq and is a predicted model, not a curated record. Bases 117 to 887 code for a protein of 256 amino acids. Gene Ontology annotation, molecular function: protein heterodimerization activity; transcription coactivator activity. The transcript has a single exon. Lineage: Eukaryota; Fungi; Ascomycota; Pichiomycetes; Serinales; Debaryomycetaceae. Gene Ontology annotation, biological process: RNA polymerase II preinitiation complex assembly; transcription initiation at RNA polymerase II promoter.